Molecule: messenger RNA, 1822 nt
Organism: Neoarius graeffei (lesser salmon catfish)
Lineage: Eukaryota; Metazoa; Chordata; Actinopteri; Siluriformes; Ariidae
Product: solute carrier family 22 member 13-like
Exons: 10
Coding region: 1-1638 (545 amino acids)
Biological process (GO): transmembrane transport
Cellular component (GO): membrane
Molecular function (GO): transmembrane transporter activity
Source: RefSeq, a predicted model, not a curated record
AUGGUUGACUUUAACCAGAUAUUGUCAGCUGUUGGGGAAUUUGGCCCAUUCCAGAAGCGCCUGGUUGGGAUAAUAUGCCUCCCCAACAUCAUCUCAGCUUUUCACAUAUUUGUCCAGGUGUUUACUGGCCUGAAUUUCCCACACAACUGCAAUACUAACUGGAUUCGGAAACAAGGGCCGAACCUGACUUACGAGGAGCAGCUAAAUUUGACAGUCCCUAAAGACCCAGCUGGCAAGUAUGAGAGCUGUGAAAUGUUCACUCCUGUUGAACUUGAAUUUGAAGUCAUUGAAGCCUAUGGACUAAACACAACAGAGAAAUGCAGAGAUGGCUGGAUUUACAAAGCACCUCAAGGGAGUAGCACCUUAAUUACUGAGUUUGACUUGGUAUGUGAAAGUAAGACUCUGAAUGAGACCUCACAAUCUAUCUACAUGGCUGGACUCCUCAUUGGAGCUCUGUUGUUUGGACCAUUGGCUGACAAAUAUGGCCGGCGUUUUGUUCUGCUACUCUCUUUAACUUUGCAGUUCUUGUUUGGUGUGGGUGCUGCUUUCUCCUACAACUUUUACAUCUAUAUUGCUCUUCGCUUUGUGGUUGGUGUCACUAUGUCUGGCGUCAACAUCACUGCCAACAUCAUAGGCCCUGAGUGGUGUGGCCCAUCACGUCGGGCCUUGGUCACCAUCCUGUCUCACUGUUGCUAUGUCCUGGGGAUAAUGAUACUAUCUGGAUUGGCCUUCGGCAUCCGCAAUUGGAGGAUUCUCCAAUUAGUUGUGUCUGCACCAAUCCUGAUCCUCGGUGUCUACUUUUGGAUCCUUCCAGAGUCGGCUCGAUGGCUCCUGACUCAAGGCAGACAGGAGGAAGCCAAAAAGAUAAUCCUGAAUGCAGCCAGGGUCAAUGGCAGGAAAGUUUCAGACUCUCUGCUUGAAAGGAUGGAGUCUGAGAUCACAGUCAGAACCGGCAGCAUGCUGGACCUUUUCCGAGUGAAGAGUCUGAGAAAGAGGAUGUUGAUUAUGUGCUUUAUCUGGUCUGUGAUCUGCUUGGUGUACUAUGGGAUCAGUCUGAAUGUGGGAAACUUUGGUGUGGACAUCUACCUGACGCAGCUCAUCUUCGGCUUUGCAGAGAUUCCUGCUCUACUCAGCUGCUACCCACUUAUUGAGCGCUUUGGCAGAAAGAAAUCUCAAAGUGCAGUGUUGCUCCUCGGGGGAACGGCAUGUCUGGUCAUUCUUGCCAUCCCAGCAGAAUACCCCGUAGUGGUGACUGUCAUAGCAGUGUUGGGGAAAUUCUCACUUGCUGCUUCCUUUACCAUAGUGUAUGUGUACACUACUGAGCUGUACCCCACUGUCGUGAGACAGAAUGGGGUAGGAUUAAACGCCAUGUUUGGCUAUGUGGGCGGGAUUCUGGCUUCUCUCAUUGGUCUGUUGGAUGUCUAUCAUCAUGCCAUUCCAAUGGUAAUCUUUGGGAGUUUGCCCUUUCUCGCUGGAGUGCUUUGCUUUAUGCUUCCCGAGACCCUGAGCACAGAGCUUCCGGAUCACAUGGAUGCUUUCGUGAAUAAGAACGUGAGUGGAUACAGUCUUGAUUCAGUUGAAAGUGGAAUUAACCAGCAAGAAAUGAUGAAAGAAUCACCAAGGAGCACGGAAUUAUAAAGCAGUGUUUGUUGAAAUAAUUUCAUAAACCUGUGUAGAAUUAUUUGCCAUGUACUAUGAAACAUUCUUCACAUAAUGUUGAAUAAUGCAAAAAGCCCAACAUAUGCCUGUUGUAAACAUCCAGUGAUGAUGAUGACGGUGACACUGAUGACAAUUUAGACAUUCUGCUGAACAGCUUGUAAAC